CCCAAUCAAUCCCUUUUCAUGAUUGCGUUCAUUUGAGUACUCAGUACACUCUUGAGAGCUAAUUAACCAAAACUAAGCUAAAAAAAACCUCCCUUUCAUGGCAUCAUCAAACCCCCAAACUCUUCCCACCACCACUCCCACAAGACUCACCACCAUACAAAAAGUAAAAAACAACUUAAAUUUCCAUUCAACAUUAUCUGAACUCAAUGGAGCCAUGGGUGACCUUGGCACAUACAUACCAAUAGUACUUUCACUCACCCUUUCCAAAAACCUCAACCUUGGCACCACUUUGAUUUUCACCGGCUUCUAUAACUUCCUCACCGGUGCCAUGUACGGUGUUCCUAUGCCAGUUCAGCCCAUGAAAUCCAUAGCUGCCGUUGCACUCUCCGACCCCUCUUUCGGUAUCCCGGAGAUCAUGGCUUCCGGUAUCUUAACCGGAGCUGUUUUAUUGGUUUUGGGUUUUACUGGGUUGAUGAAAUUGGCUUACAAGCUUAUACCUUUAUGUGUUGUUCGAGGGAUUCAGCUUGCACAAGGUUUGUCUUUUGCUUUAACUGCUAUUAAAUAUGUUAGAAAAGUUCAAGAUUUACCAAAGUCUAAAUCUUUGAGUAACAGGGAGUGGUUUGGAUUUGAUGGGUUGAUUUUAGCUAUUGUAUGUGUUUUCUUUGUUGUUGUUGUGAAUGGUGCUGGUGAAAAGGAAAAUGAGUUUGAUGAAACUGAGGAAGAAUUGGGUGAUUCAAUUGAAGGGAAUGAGAGAAAAAAGAGUGGUAGAUCAUUUAAAAAGAUUGUUUUUUCACUACCUUCUGCUUUUAUAGUAUUUGUUUUGGGUGUGAUUUUGGGUUUUAUAAGAAGGCCUAAUGUGAUACAUGAAAUUAAAUUUGGACCUUCUAAUAUAGAGUUAGUGAAAUUUUCUAAACAUGCAUGGAAACAAGGUUUUAUAAAGGGUACUAUUCCACAACUACCCUUGUCAAUUUUGAACUCGGUGAUAGCUGUUUGCAAACUAUCCUCUGAUUUAUUUCCAACCAAGGACUUUUCAGUAACUUCACUUUCAGUGACAGUUGGGUUAAUGAAUCUUUUGGGUGGUUGGUUUGGUGCUAUGCCAUGCUGUCAUGGUGCUGGAGGAUUAGCAGGACAGUAUAAAUUUGGUGGGAGGAGUGGAGGGUGUGUGGCAAUUCUUGGUGCUGCAAAAUUGGUUUUGGGUUUUGUUUUGGGAAGUUCAUUGGCUCAUUUUUUCAAACAGUUUCCUGUGGGAAUUUUAGGGGUGUUGUUGUUGUUUGCUGGGAUUGAAUUAGCUAUGGCUUGUAGGGAUAUGAAUAACAAAGAGGAUUCUUUUGUUAUGCUUCUUUGUACUGCUGUUUCUCUUGUGGGGUCUAGUGCUGCUCUUGGUUUUUUGUGUGGGAUGGUUGUUUUUGGACUUCUUAAGCUAAGGAAUUUGACAAGUUUUAAGUCACUCAUUACCAUUUGGAAGCAUGAAGGUCAAGAGCAAGUUUGAAGAAGAAAACAGAAUCCAUGUAUUGAUCAUAUUGUAAUUUGCUACUAGUAACUGCUUAUGCAUAGUGUUUCCUAGUAAUGUAAUGUAAUUAAUCUUCAAUUUAGUUACUCAAAAUGUAUGUAAGGUUUAUAAAUGGAUGCUUGAAAUCAAGGAGGGUUUGACAAAAUUAUGAUGGUACAAUGGUUUUUUGUUGAAGCUC
Medicago truncatula (barrel medic) is the source of this 1688-nucleotide messenger RNA. RefSeq names its product molybdate transporter 1. The transcript has a single exon. Gene Ontology annotation, biological process: molybdate ion transport. Lineage: Eukaryota; Viridiplantae; Streptophyta; Magnoliopsida; Fabales; Fabaceae. Gene Ontology annotation, molecular function: molybdate ion transmembrane transporter activity. The record is from RefSeq and is a predicted model, not a curated record. The coding region runs from base 98 to 1489 and encodes 463 amino acids.